This is a messenger RNA of Alternaria burnsii, 4155 nucleotides long. RefSeq lists its product as uncharacterized. Bases 1 to 4155 code for a protein of 1384 amino acids. The record is from RefSeq and is a predicted model, not a curated record. The transcript is spliced from 3 exons. Lineage: Eukaryota; Fungi; Ascomycota; Dothideomycetes; Pleosporales; Pleosporaceae. Gene Ontology annotation, molecular function: helicase activity.
AUGAUGAAUACAUACUCACGGUACAAGGCUCCCCAUUACGACGCUAUGGUUUCAUACGGUGUCGAAAUGGAUGUCGAAGGUCUUCGAACUGCAUACAAGAUCACGGCCCUUGACGUCAAUCCACCUCAUGCCGUCAUGUCGCGCGAGGCCUAUGAAGAGUACUUGUGUCUGCCUGUUUUGCAAGAAGCAGAUGACGUACCCUACAUGUCGUCUAAGCCUGGCGCGUACUCCGAUGACCAUGCUUGGUUCUCACCACGUCUGGAGUUUGUUAGUCUGUUGCCCAACUCAGUAUGCGAGACCGAGACCUUUCCCAAGGAUGAUCACUGCGUCUUCUUGCUCAACGGUACCAGCUCCUGGGAUGCUCCAGCGCGCGUUCCCGGCGAGACUCCAGACUUUUCCGCACCCGCCAUCGAUCCUCUGCGCGAAGAGUACUACGAGCGUGGAUACGAGCGUGGACGCGGCACCCCGCGCAUCCACGACUCCCAGAGCAACUCUCGCCCUCGCGCUCACUCCCAGCCUGCAUACCGUCCAGACCUCAUCAACGUUCAGCACGGCUCACUGACCAAAGAGUUGCGAGAUGCGGCAUUAGGUCGCUUGGCUGAGACGUUUCGAGCACAAUACAAGGGCGAGCCCGCCUAUGAGCCGACCGACAACGAGAUCCUCACGGAAUACUACAAGCUUCUACGGUCUCGACCAUACUACGCGGGAGUCACCGGUGCUAUGUCCAAGAAGAAGCUCAAGGACUUCGGCAUGUACCUCCGGUAUAAGUGUCUCUGGUCGGUAUCGAUGGCUCGCAUCUAUCGUGUCGUACGUAGAAAGCUCAAGCUCGUCACGACUGGACUUAUACCUGUUGUCGAUACAUCGCCAUGGCUGGGUGGCGAUGACGACCAAGCCCUUCCACCACUUCCGACACAAAAGCGCAAGGUCAAGUCCGAGCGCAUGUCAGAGGAGGAGCGUGACGCCAUGCGUAAGGCAGAACGCGCAGAGAAGCUCUUGGCUCGCCAUAGGCUCAAGCCGCGCAAACCAAACUAUGAAGACGAAUUCGAGCCGGUCAAGAGCUUCAAGCAAGACACCAGCAAUACGGUACGUGUCACUCUUCGUCUGGACCCCAACUUCAAGUCACUCGUGAAGAUUGCACACACAAUCAAUUACGAGGACUCCAACACACCCGACGUGCAACCGAAGGAAUCUGCCUAUGUUGAGCUCACCCACCGAAACGCUCGCGUUCCAAAGCUCUCUAAUGACAGUGCCGAAGCCUGGGAUUUGGACGUAUACAAACCAUCGCACAAAGUCCUUGACGUCUCCGACCGCCUUUGGGAAUCGACCCUGCGCAAGUUGUUUCCCCAGACCGUUGGACAGAAGAACUAUUUCAAGUAUAUGUAUGGUAGCCUCAGGUCUGGAGCCAAGCUCUUCCUCAUCUGCUUCCGACACAACGAGCUUCCAUGCACGAGCAAUGUUCUCACCCAUCGUCAGAAUAUGCCCGAGUUGUACGACGACUUGCGCAUCGUUGUGCAGAACUCACCGUACAUCUUCAUGCUCAUUCGUAGCUCCCGCGUAGACUCAGACGUCGAAUCCGUGGUUGAAGCAUGGAAACAGCUCACGGAGUAUGAUCCCAUGUCGGUCAUCUACAAGGACCUGAACAACCCGCAGAUGUGCAACUCAGGCAUCAAGCCGACAUCUGAACUUCCCAAAUUUACCACUUCCGCCCGAUAUGCGUUUGAGACUUUCGAAGAGUACGAGCGAUCAGUCGGCCUCGGUACGCUUCUUGAGCAGCGAGCUUCUAUGGGCAAUCAUAAAUACACCGGCCGAGUCGCUGUUGUACCGGUCCCGGGGACUUACAACAAGACAUACAGACUCUGGAUGUCGUAUCAUCUCCAGCUUUCUGUCAACAAGAACCGAGAGUCGCCCACAUUGGUAAUCGGAGAUUCAGUCUUCAUCGAUUUCCAUCCAGGUGACGAGCUCGCCUCUAUGAAUGCAUGGAAAGGCAGGAUCACUGAAGCUAUUGACGCUACUUCGCGUGGACAGCUCAACGUCAUCGUUGACCGUCCCCGGGAGAAGGAUCCCCGACAGGAGGAUAAAUACCUGCCGUUGGAUACUGAAGAGUAUUCGGUUUUGACAGUCGACGACCUGGCGAACAUGAAGAAUUCGUCAGUCCUCCGUACUUGGUCACGCGACAACUCGAAGAAGUCUGUCGCUAUCUUCACCAAAAAAGGCGAGGAGGAAUGCAAGCGCUUGAUGAACAACAUUACUAUGCUCAAGGUCUCCCACGACCUUCGUGACACAUACCCCGCCAAGGCAGAGGCGCUCAAGGCGCAGACCGAGCUGUUGCUCAUGAAGAACUUUACACAACUCAAGAGGUCUGGACUGUUCAAGGAUAUCGACGCAGGCCAGUGGGAUCAAGCUCGACAGAUCCUUAUGUCAUACCUCCGUGACUACCAGUUAAACGCCUUCAUGGAGAUGGAAGACAAUGGUCUUUACGAGAACACUGGGUGUGUGACUGGGCCCUCAGGAUCAGGGAAGUCUUACUUGGCUUUCGUUAUCGCGGCGGCAUACACUCUCGACAUCAAUAUCCCAGACUUUCAGGAUGGCAACCCCGAAAUGCAUACCACACAGCCAGGCCGCGUCACAUUUUGCGGCAUCCAGAACGAUACGGUCGAUGAGGUGUACCGAGUCCUUCGUCUGAUAACUUCCAGGUUCAUGAGCGAGAUGAAGAUGCCUGCCAAGCUCGUCCUCCGCUUACAUUCUCCAAGCUCAGAGAUUGAUGCCGUCGUUGCCAUGUCACGCCCACUUCACAAGCCGCGUCAAAAGAAGCUGCCUCUCAACCACGACCCGAACACCAAGGUGACCGACUCUCUACCUCGUAGCCUUCUGAACGCGUAUCUGGCUCACUACCGCGGCACUGGAGACGCUUCUAUCCAAGAUCGUCGCAUGAAGGAAGUUGACGGGUCUGCUGCGAGCUAUAUCCUAGAGCUAGCCAAUGUCCCAGGGUUUCGGCGUUCUCCGGAAGUGCUCGAAACCUUCACGAAAGGCGAACUUACACACCUGGAGAACAAGUUGAAACCGAUCCUCCAUGCUCAUCAAGUACUCUUGACCAACGGAGAUGUGAUGGACGACGAUAUCAAGCGUGCUGUCAAAGAUGCGGCAGAGGCCGGAUACGACGCUCUGCUGGAGAAGGCAGCAAUUGUAUGCACCACGUCGUCAGUGGCUACAGAGAUGACCUUCAACGCUGUCCGUCAGACGCACGCAGUGUUCUUGGAAGAGGCCGGUCGAGCAAACGACGCCGAGUUCGCGGGAUACUUCUCUCACUACUGGAAUGCUCAGCUGCGCAUGUUUAUCGGGUCCAUCAAUCAGCUCCCUCCUAUGGUAUUCGGUAACAGCCUAGAGAAUCCUUUCCAGAAACAGCUCACUCUGUCACCACUCGUGCGUCUACAUGUUACCGGAUUCCACAUGUACGAGCUCAAGCAGACAUCACGCUUCAAGAACAAACCUCUGUUGGACCUAUGCGCUCUGGUGAAUGAGCUACCCGAUCUGCAGGCAGUAGAAGGUUCCUUUGACGACGAUCUCUCCACAUUCUACUCCGACAUCAACAAGAAGAUCUGGCAUACCGACAGCAACCUGAUCUUUGUCAACGUCGUGGACGCCAAGACAGUCAAAGGCGUGACUGGCUCCUCAUACUCACUAGAGACUGCUUGCGCAGUGAUGAGGGAUGCCGUCGAUCGCAUGGCUCACAUGGAAGGCAAGGAUCACGUCAUCAUCACACCGUACACCGCGCAGGUUGAGAUACUUCGGCGGGAGCGCGACACUGUUGCACAAGCCUUGUCACGACGACAGCCAGUGCUAGCCCAACGCCUUGCAGACAUCGAUAUCGUCACCGUCGACUCAUUCAUGGGCAAGGACAGGAACUCGGUCAGUCUCGAUAUGACCCGCGCUCUUGGUCAUCUCUGGAAGUUACCCCGUACCGUCGUUGCUACAACUCGCGCAAAGGUGUCCAUGCAGUUCUUCGGACCACUCUCCGAAUUCAUCAGUCCGACGAAAGCCAUCCCGAGCAAGCACCCGUUGCGAGAGAUGUUUUACCAACUCCACAAGCGAGGCCAUGUCUACCGGCUCACUUCCAUUGAGCGCAAGUCAUUCGAGCAGUACAAACCAGUGCUAUGA